Macroventuria anomochaeta is the source of this 875-nucleotide messenger RNA. Its product is annotated as bola-like protein. The transcript has 3 exons. The coding region runs from base 156 to 605 and encodes 149 amino acids. The record is from RefSeq and is a predicted model, not a curated record. NCBI's taxonomy places the organism in Eukaryota, Fungi, Ascomycota, Dothideomycetes, Pleosporales, Didymellaceae.
UAGUGGCUUGGAGAUGGCUCGGAGAUCAAUGAAAGUUGGAUAAUCACGACACGUGAUUGGGCACUAGGGCGUCGUGAAGCUAUGACGAAGUUUCGCGACUUCCAUUCACGUCAACCCGAAUUUCCACGUAAACAGUCGCGUGCUCUAUUCACGCCAUGGCGCCGUCCAGAGCAAUUCUUAUUCGCCGCAUAACCUCCGCAUGUGUACAGCCCCAGAUUCGUAUGCGCACCGGCGCGCGUCUGCUCUCGACAUCAGCAACCGCAGUCAGGCCUCAGUGCAUACGUGCGACCGCAAUACCGCGAUUCCAGACUACACAUGCUUCUACACGAGCGUACAGUGCGCAAGCAAGUGGUGCACCGGAACCACCAGACUUUCUGAAUGAGGCCGAACUACACAUCUUCAACAAGAUCAGGGGGGAGCUUGAACCUACAAAACUCGAGGUCCAAGACAUCAGCGGCGGCUGCGGCUCCAUGUACGCGAUCGAGAUCGAGUCGGCCAAGUUCAAGGGCUUAACGGUGAUCAAGCAGCACAAGCUGGUUAACCAGGUGCUGAAGGAGGAGAUCGCACAGUGGCAUGGUGUUCAGCUCCGGACAAGAGCGACAUAAGAGAAGGGCGGCAGAAUAUGUACAUUUUGUAAGAGUACUGUAUCACCUGAUGUAUACGAAGCAAUGCAAACCAUGGCACCCUGCUAAUAGACUCACUGCAGCGAAGUCUAUAGUUCGACUACCACAAGAUGGCAGGAACUAUCUCAUUCUCGUACACAAUCCAGGAGGUAGUCACGACUGCUAUUGGCAACUGAACCACAAUAUUAGUCAUGCACGUUCCCUACAAAGUUGUUGGUCUCGAGUACUUGGUUCGCCAAAUUGCUAAAACGA